UUUAAUUGCAGUUCUCUAGCAAAACUCGGGAGUGGCUUUCGGCGACCUAAGGGUGCGCCUUGAACUGCGCAAUGAUCGAGGGUGAAGCGCAUAGGUGGGAUCUGGGACAAUGGGCGUGUAGCGCCGGAAGAGACAAAAGAGCCAAAGAGAGAUCUCUGCUGAACUUCUGAUUUGAUUUACAGUUUUGACUAUAUAUUUUUUUACCAAAUAAAGAUGAGUGCGCGAGUCAGACCUGGCUACUACCGCCAGGAAGUCAACAAAACCUCGUGGGAGGUACCGGAGCGGUACCGGGAUCUGAGGCAGGUGGGGACCGGCGCGUACGGGACGGUGUGCUCAGCUCUGGACUCCAGGACAGGAGCCAAGGUGGCGAUAAAGAAACUCUACAGACCUUUCCAGUCUGAGGUCUUUGCAAAGCGGGCCUACAGGGAGCUGAGGCUCCUCAGACACAUGAAACAUGAAAACGUGAUCGGUCUGUUAGAUGUGUUUACUGCUGACCUCUCUCUGGACAGACUCCAUGAUUUUUAUCUGGUGAUGCCGUUCAUGGGAACAGAUCUGAGGAAGCUGAUGAAGCUGCAGAAGCUGACAGAAGAAAGAAUUCAGUAUUUGGUUUAUCAGAUGCUCAAAGGCCUGAAGUACAUUCAUUCUGCCGGGAUUAUUCACAGGGACCUCAAACCAGGAAAUCUCGCCAUCAACCAAGACUGUGAGCUCAAGAUCUUGGACUUCGGUUUAGCGCGGCAGGCUGACACCGAGAUGACGGGGUACGUGGUGACUCGCUGGUACAGAGCCCCAGAGGUCAUUCUCAACUGGAUGCACUACACUCAAACUGUGGAUAUCUGGUCCGUGGGCUGCAUCAUGGCCGAGAUGCUGCAAGGAAAACCUCUUUUUAAAGGCAACGACCACCUAGAUCAGCUGACUGAGAUCAUGAAGCUCACAGGAACACCAACUCCAGAGUUAAUGUCGAAACUAGAGUCUGAGGAUGCCAAAGGCUACAUCAAAGGUCUUCAGAAAGUGGAAAAGAAAGACCUACAGAAGGUGUUUUCCACUGCUAAUCCACAGGCCGUGUCUGUUCUGGAGCGCAUGUUGUUGCUGGAUCCGGAGGAACGGGUGACGGCUGCGGAGGCCCUCACGCUACCUUACUUCGCCGAGUUCAGAGAACCAGGGGAGGAGACGGAAGCGGAGCCGUACGACCACUCGCUAGAUAACGCAGAGCUGACCGUGGACCAGUGGAAACGCCACGUCUUCACAGAGAUCUUGAGCUUCAAGCCCAUUUUGCCGAAGUCCAAGGAAACCUCUCUGUGAGACACAAAGAGGGGGACUUCAACCCGUGCAGCCUGAAACCAGAACAAAGUCUUUUAACGUUGAUCCCGACCGGGAAAAAAAAAACAGUUUGAUCACAAAACUUAAUGAAUGUCAAGUGACUCUUGAUUUCAAGCUCCUGUGGGAUUCUUCUUCUUUGUCAGAGUAAAAGUAAGUAUUUGGACAUUUUAACGCUUUUUUGUUCUUAAAUAACUGAUACUACGUUAAAGUUCAGAGUCUCAGCUUUGACAUGAAUAGAUUGGAUUCAAUGCAGGAAAGACACUGACCCCCAGACAUCACCAGACACAUUGCGUCUUCACCGGUGGUGCUUCCAUCAGGCUUUCACUUUGCCUUGAUGAAACAUACAACCUGCAUCCAUGAGAGGGUUCUGCACUUACUCUGCAGUCAUUAAGGGGUUUUCUUCCCCAUGCAAAUUAUCUUAAGGUCAUCUACAAGACUUUCCAUGUUGUAGUUUUCUAAGCAUGAUGCUGUACUGUAUAUAGUGUUGAGAAACACCAAAGUCAAGCUGAGACUUUCAACUUUAACAGAUUCUCAUAUUUAUUUCACAUUUCAGUGUGAUGCAGCACACGAAGAACGAAAUAUGUCCAAAUACUUAUGGUUUAGACUCUAUGCAAACUGACUGGUUGAACCAGGGAGCGAUGGAGGCAUUAUAACUAAUGGCUAAAUUUAAAGUUUCAAUUUAAUUCCCUUUACGAUGGUAUGUGUGUUGUUUGAAACUCAGUUUGGCUCAUCUUUAUCGAUCAGGAAAUAAGAGAAAACACUUAGAAAUAUUGUAAUCAAACUGACAGUCUUUCGGAAUUGUGGUGACAAUCAUAUGUAAGAAUUGCUUGUGUGUGUGUGUGUGCAUGUGUGUGUGUGUGUGUGUGUGUGUGUGUUUGUGUUUGUGUUUAUGUGUGUGUUUAUGUGUGUGGUUGACUUUAUUAUUUCUCCCAGUGGCCUUAAAGUCAAAGUGCAGCGGGGGUGAACAAUGUAUUCUACACUGAUUGGUGAAUUCAUGUUUGUAAUGUGCAUUUUUAAUAAUAUUCUCUUUGAAUAUA
This is a messenger RNA of Mugil cephalus (flathead mullet), 2354 nucleotides long. RefSeq names its product mitogen-activated protein kinase 12a (gene mapk12a). Gene Ontology annotation, cellular component: nucleus; cytoplasm. Bases 214 to 1299 code for a protein of 361 amino acids. Lineage: Eukaryota; Metazoa; Chordata; Actinopteri; Mugiliformes; Mugilidae. Gene Ontology annotation, molecular function: ATP binding; MAP kinase activity. The record is from RefSeq and is a predicted model, not a curated record. The transcript is spliced from 12 exons. Gene Ontology annotation, biological process: intracellular signal transduction; protein phosphorylation.